Molecule: messenger RNA, 2658 nt
Organism: Carlito syrichta (Philippine tarsier)
Lineage: Eukaryota; Metazoa; Chordata; Mammalia; Primates; Tarsiidae
Gene: NTN1
Product: netrin 1
Exons: 13
Coding region: 1-2658 (885 amino acids)
Molecular function (GO): protein binding
Source: RefSeq, a predicted model, not a curated record
AUGGGCGGCUUUCUCGUGGGCAUCCGAGUGUUCCGUCCUGCGCCCCUCCUGUCCUCCGGUGUUCCUGGCCCAACUCCGCAGGAGCCGGCGCGGCAGGGCGCGGGGCGCGCGCUCCUCCGCGCCCCGCGCACUCCAGCGGGAGCCGCCGCGAGCUCGCCGCCCGCUGCCGCCCGGCGCCGCGAGGAGGUAAGUGCCCGCCGCGGACCCGAGUCGCGGCCGGGUGGGGACGGCCAGCGGCCGUCCGCGCUCGGGGAGCUCGGGCCGGAGCUGCGGGCGGAGGGCGGCGCCCAAAAUAAAUCGCCGCUGCGCCCGCCGGCUCCUCUGGCCAUUUCCAUACAGUCCCGGCCCGCGCCGCGGACCUGCCGGCCCGGCCUCCGCGCCCGGGAAUCACUCACUCGAGUGCCUUCGACGGGAAAGUCGGGCGAGAGCGGGACCCAGGCGGGGGCCGAGGGAAACCGAGAAACGGGGGCUCGGGAUGGCAGCUCCUUCGCCCUCAGGGCCUGGGAGAUGACACGGUGUCUUCUGCGUCCCCCUGCUCGCCAUUCCUGUCUGAACCCUAGGGUCCGCCUGGGGGCAUCUGUUGAGCGGGUGACGGCGGUUUUAUCCUCUGAUCCCUUCUCGACCCGGCGUCGCCCCGAGUGUUGGGCACCGACGGCCUAUAGGGUCUUGGGGCCUGUCCGUGGUGGCGCACCCAGCCCGCUGGCGGAGCGGGAUCCUGCGCUCCGGCCGCAGCCCGAACCCCACGGAUUGCGCCGCGGCAGCGCCCCCAGCCGGGCCCUGGAGCCUCCCGCCCCCAUGUCAAGAAAGAAGCAGCGUUUCCGACAUACAGGCCCUCGCACGGGGACAACCGUGGAGGUGCGGGCGAGCAGCCCCUCCUCGCGGGCCUCGGACAGGAGUGGGGAGCAGGCAGAGGUCACAUCCUCCUCCUCUUCCUCACGCCCCCGGGCUGCGUGCCCACAGAGGCACGCGGACGAGAACGGCCACCCGCGCCGCUGCAUCCCGGACUUUGUCAACGCGGCCUUCGGCAAGGACGUGCGUGUGUCCAGCACCUGCGGCCGGCCCCCGGCGCGCUACUGCGUGGUGAGCGAGCGCGGCGAGGAGCGGCUGCGCUCGUGCCACCUCUGCAACGCGUCCGACCCCAAGAAGGCGCACCCGCCCGCCUUCCUCACCGACCUCAACAAUCCGCACAACCUUACGUGCUGGCAGUCUGAGAACUACCUGCAGUUCCCGCACAACGUCACGCUCACGCUGUCGCUCGGCAAGAAGUUCGAGGUGACCUACGUGAGCCUGCAGUUCUGCUCGCCGCGGCCCGAGUCCAUGGCCAUCUCCAAGUCCAUGGACUAUGGGCGCACGUGGGUGCCCUUCCAGUUCUACUCCACGCAGUGCCGCAAGAUGUACAACCGGCCGCACCGCGCGCCCAUCACCAAGCAGAACGAGCAGGAGGCCGUGUGCACCGACUCGCACACCGACAUGCGCCCGCUCUCGGGCGGCCUGAUCGCCUUCAGCACGCUGGACGGGCGGCCCUCGGCGCACGACUUCGACAACUCGCCCGUGCUGCAGGACUGGGUCACGGCCACCGACAUCCGCGUGGCCUUCAGCCGCCUGCACACGUUCGGCGACGAGAACGAGGACGACUCGGAGCUGGCGCGCGACUCGUACUUCUACGCGGUGUCGGACCUGCAGGUGGGCGGCCGCUGCAAGUGCAACGGCCACGCGGCCCGCUGCGUGCGCGACCGCGACGACAGCCUGGUGUGCGACUGCAGACACAACACGGCCGGCCCAGAGUGCGACCGCUGCAAGCCCUUCCACUACGACCGUCCCUGGCAGCGCGCCACGGCCCGUGAGUGGAAUGAAUGUGUGGCCUGCAACUGCAACCUGCAUGCCCGGCGUUGCCGCUUCAACAUGGAGCUCUACAAACUUUCAGGGCGCAAGAGUGGGGGGGUCUGCCUCAAUUGCCGCCACAACACUGCCGGUCGCCACUGCCACUAUUGCAAGGAGGGCUACUACCGCGACAUGGGCAAGCCCAUUACCCACCGCAAGGCCUGCAAAGCCUGUGAUUGCCACCCCGUGGGUGCUGCUGGCAAAACCUGCAACCAGACCACCGGCCAGUGUCCCUGCAAGGACGGCGUGACAGGCAUCACCUGCAACCGCUGCGCCAAAGGCUACCAGCAGAGCCGCUCUCCUAUCGCCCCCUGCAUAAAGAUCCCUGUAGCCCCGCCAACGACUGCGGCCAGCAGUGUGGAAGAGCCUGAAGACUGUGAUUCCUACUGCAAGGCCUCCAAAGGGAAGCUGAAGAUUAACAUGAAAAAGUACUGCAAGAAGGACUAUGCUGUCCAGAUCCACAUCCUGAAGGCGGACAAGGCCGGGGACUGGUGGAAGUUCACGGUGAACAUCAUCUCCGUGUACAAGCAGGGCACGAGCCGCAUCCGCCGCGGGGACCAAAGCCUGUGGAUCCGCUCCAGGGACAUCGCCUGCAAGUGUCCCAAAAUCAAGCCCCUCAAGAAGUACUUGCUGCUGGGCAACGCCGAGGACUCUCCCGACCAGAGCGGCAUCGUGGCGGACAAGAGCAGCCUGGUGAUCCAGUGGCGGGACACGUGGGCGCGGCGGCUGCGCAAGUUCCAGCAGCGCGAGAAGAAGGGCAAGUGCAAGAAGGCCUAG